Messenger RNA from Knipowitschia caucasica, 393 nucleotides. The record is from the annotation of a GenBank genome assembly. Lineage: Eukaryota; Metazoa; Chordata; Actinopteri; Gobiiformes; Gobiidae.
AUGUCACAAGGGCUCCACCUGUUGGGCCACAAGGAGAAAAUACUCGAGUACAAGUACAAGCCAGAUGCAGAUAAGUCUGAAAAUGAGAACAUUGAAGUUCCUGCGGAGGAGGUACAGAGGGAAACAGACCCUGAGGACAACGACGAACCAGCAGCUCCACUUCAACCUGCAGACGCCAAUGAGGGAGAAGAGGAUGAGCCCGAGGUCCGGAGGUCCACUCGUGCCCGCAGGCCACCGCAGAUGUUCACCUACAAUUCCCUGGGCCAGCCAACAUUCCAGUUCCAGCCGCCACCAGCUGUCCAUGCAGUCGAAGCCUUCUUGCCACCAGCGGUGCCUUUCUGGGGAAUGGACCCUAACUCAGUGAUUUAUUGUUAUUGCACCAACAUCAUAUGA